CACCGCAUUCCUAUCAAAUAUCUUCCCCUUUGUGUUUGAGUGUUUCUCUAUGGAAGCGAUUAACGCCGCCAUCACCACCGUCUUUAUGAAGCACCACCGGGCUUUUCAAGAGGAACCCGGGUAAACGAUUCCUCCACCGCUCUCCGCCGGAUGCCGUCGAGUCCCAUGUGAAGCCUUCGCCCGGUCACCUUCGCACCCUGUAGUUACAGGGCAAAGUCAUAGAGGUGCUUCCAUGGCGAAGGGUGGUUCACCACCACCAUCGAUGGCCAGUAUGAUAACUGGCUGGAAUAUUCACCACCACCAUCGGACAGUUACCUAUGUUCGGAUUGUCGAUGACCACUGCCCAGGGUGUUCGACGGAGGUUGUUUCUCUGGCGACUUGCCCAUUUCCAUUCCCGACUACCUCCAUAUUUCGGGUGUGCUUAAUUUGAGUUGGUGUUCUGCUACGAUUUCCAUGGAACCCUUCCAUUUCUUCAUCAUGUUUUUACUGUUGCAUCUCUAUAAUUUGCUAUUCAGAUGGUGUGCGUGUCACGCUGCUCGAUUCUUUUUUCAAGUUAAUCCUUUGUUGGAUUCUGAAGCGAAACCUGUAUAUGCUUUCAAAGAUGCGUCUAGAAUAUGGAGGGUAAUUUUGGAAACAUUUUUUUCCAGUAGAGAGGAGAUGUUGAAGUUUGACGACCUUAAGAAUGACAACCUAGCCACAAAAACACUUGACACUACUCAGGUUGCAAUGGAAACUCUUCCUCUACAGUUGGUUCAAUGUCAGUGA
Lactuca virosa is the source of this 765-nucleotide messenger RNA. The record is from the annotation of a GenBank genome assembly. Lineage: Eukaryota; Viridiplantae; Streptophyta; Magnoliopsida; Asterales; Asteraceae.